Parathielavia appendiculata is the source of this 303-nucleotide messenger RNA. RefSeq lists its product as uncharacterized. NCBI's taxonomy places the organism in Eukaryota, Fungi, Ascomycota, Sordariomycetes, Sordariales, Chaetomiaceae. Bases 1 to 303 code for a protein of 100 amino acids. The record is from RefSeq and is a predicted model, not a curated record. The transcript is spliced from 2 exons.
AUGGUAGCUUGUACGGCCGCGGAUUGGAUAAAGGACCACACGGACAGGAGUCCAGGGAAUAACCUCGAUGAAGGCGAGGAUUACUUGUCCGGGCCAACCGACAUCUGGGUCACUCUUCCGGGGUGCCAGACGACCUGCCCGAAGCCCUACUUUGACCUCUAUGGUGACAUGUGGCCGCGGCUCAUAACCUGGCUUGUGCCAGUCCUUCUUCUGAUCGGGAGCGUCCAUCUCCCGCGCAUCGGCUACGUCAACCGCGUGCUUGUCAUUCUUCACUCCAUGGGCGAACCCGUCAACUCCAUGUAG